AUUCUUCGCAAACUAGGGUACCUAGAGGAUCGUUGUUAAGAAUUAACAAGAAGACUGAAGAACAAGACACGCAGCCAUUCCUUGUGGAAAACUAUACAAAGAGUUCACAAUCAUGUACAAAAUGAAGUACUACCUCUUUGGCUUGAUGGUGAUGGCUCUAGUAAUGGUGAGAACCACCAAGAAGAUUGAUGCUUUCAGCACGGGCCCCGCACUUGCCCAAAUCCCAAGGCGAUCAUCCACAACCUUGCACCUAAAGGACAACAAUGACCAGGAACGAAGAGGCUUCUUCUCUUCCGUGAAGCGAUUGUUUGGUGCCUCGGUUCUCGUGGCAGGAACGGGUGUCAAGCCGCUUCCCGUUUUGGCGGACGAGACUGACACGAGCUCCUCUGGGGGAAGAAUUGUAGAGAUUCAAGUAAGCAACCUCGAUGGCGGCGAAUCUGGAGUAAUCAAGAUCCAAAUGAAGCCUGAUUGGGCUCCGCGAGGUGUAGCGAGAUUUGAAGUAAGUACUUGACACUAUCGUUUACAAAGCCUUACUUUUUACUGAUAUAUGACCUUCUCUCACUUCACUGAUCGUUUCCUGAAACCCGCCGCAGGAACUUGUUGCGAAUGGAUUUUACAACGAUUGUCGAUUCUUCCGUGUGCUUCCGGGAUUUAUUGCUCAAUUUGGGAUCAAUGGCGACCCAGGCGUCAUGAGCAAAUGGCGCAGCAGCAGCAUACCCGACGAUCCCGUUAAGGUUACCAACAGUCGAGGAACUGUUGUCUUUGCCACCGCAGGACCUAACACACGCACCACACAAAUCUUUAUUAACACACGAAAGCAAGGCAACGCGUUCUUGGAUAAGCAAKGAUUCUCUCCAUUCGGAGUUGUUCUUGAUGGAAUGGAGAUUGUUGACAUGCUGUACGCUGGAUACGGUGAAGGUGCACCAGGAGGCAAAGGGCCUAACCAGGCUUUGAUUCAAAAGAAGGGAAACUCGUACCUCAUCGAAGCCUAUCCUAGUCUAUCCUACAUUUCGAAAGCUACAAUUUUGAACUAACAAAGAAUUACCACCAUUUGAAAUCAUGGAAGCAAUUCAUGGUAACAAAAGAAAGCAUGGGGUACUAUAUGAUCAACAAAUAAAUUAGAAGACAAAAGCAACAAGAAUGAACGAUGCAAUAUUUUCAUCAUAUGAAGUACGACAAUUCUAUGAUAAAUAUAGGUGUGAACGUAUGGAAUCUCGGAGAAAGUCAACUGAAGCACUGCUCCGGGGUUGAACUUUUGUCAGCUGCAAGAAAUGCUUCUUUGCGAAAAAAGAUAUUGUUUGAUUUCAUCACACCACAGUUUGAUCUUGCAGCAGCGAUGUCUCAGAGUUAUCUUUCAAGACGAAAAACCUAUUCAUUCAAAAAAAUAGUGGUGACCACUUAUUUCCCAAUAAUACUGUCGCAAAAAGAAUUUUACCACGUCAUAAAAUUGUUUCGUUACUGUCUGGACCAUGUUGAGCCCCAAAUGAAUGAAAGAGACCAAAAUGUCAACCGAGGAAGUCUUCCCAAAGUUUAUUGGUACUUGCCUCGCUGAUCUAAACAUCGUAUUUCCGAUAGCUACAAGGAAAACUCAACACCGUCUCGAUACGUAGGUCCACGACAAAUGAUACUCUGCACCCGUUUCUUAGUUUGAAACAUAAAUUUUAUUAUCUAUGGACUCUCCUCGUCGGCCAUGUCUAGGUUCUUAAAGGCAUUUCCAAGCGAAUUGAGUUUGUUGACAGCCACAACUGUUGAUACCGCGGCCUUGAACUUUCUCUUGGCGUUAAAGGCCCUGAGUGACUCGAGGUUUUUGUCGAGGCCUCUCUUUGCCAGCGUCUUGCCAUCUCCGCAAAUCCAUGGAUUUUCGAGCGACUGCUGGGCACUGAGUCGGAGUUCUGGAUCAACGGUCAGCAGGGAUUUGAUUAGGUUUCUUGCUUCCUUCGAAACCGUUCCCCAAUAUUCCUCGUGGAAUUCGUAGUCUCCUCGUUUGAUUUUUCGAAAGAGCUCUCGCUGAGUGUUCUCGAUGAAAGGGGGGUAGCCUCCCAAGAGAAUGUAGAGGAUGACGCCGACGGACCACAUAUCGGCUCGUUCGUCGUACGGGUGUCCCUCGAGAAUCUCGGGCGCAACGUAUCCCGGUGUCCCGCACUGUGUAGUGAGGCUCUUUGGCUUUAGCACCUUCUUUGCGAAUCCAAAAUCUGCGAUUUUGACCUGCGAGUCGUCGUUUUUGCUGACCAGCAACAGGUUUUCGGGUUUCAAGUCCCGGUGCGCUACCUGAUUCUCGUGCAGGUAUCCAACGGCGUCAACCAGAAUCUUACAAGUAUCCCGGGC
This is a messenger RNA of Pseudo-nitzschia multistriata, 2325 nucleotides long. NCBI's taxonomy places the organism in Eukaryota, Bacillariophyta, Bacillariophyceae, Bacillariales, Bacillariaceae. The record is from the annotation of a GenBank genome assembly.